AUGAAGCUUUCUCUCCUCCUCGUUGCCGUUCUCUGCGUUUUGAGCGUGCUCGCUCAGGCUGAGGCGGACAAGAAGGGACCCAAGAUUACCAACAAGGUCUACUUCGACAUCGAAAUCGAUGGCAAGCUUGAGGGUCGUGUGGUGUUCGGUCUGUAUGGCGGCACCGUGCCCAAGACCGUCGAGAACUUCCGUGCGCUGUGCACUGGCGAGAAGGGCGUCGGCAGCAAGGGCAAGCCGCUCCACUACAAGGGCUCUUCCUUCCACAGGGUUAUCCCCAACUUCAUGAUCCAAGGCGGCGACUUCACCCACGGCACUGGUGUGGGCGGUGAGUCCAUCUACGGCGACAGGUUCGCUGAUGAGAACUUCAAGCUGAAGCACACCACCCCCGGUCUCCUCAGCAUGGCCAACGCCGGCAAGGACACCAACGGCUCGCAGUUCUUCAUCACCACCGUGGCCACCCCCUGGUUGGACGGUAAGCACGUCGUGUUCGGCAAGGUGCUCGAGGGCUACGACAUCAUCAAGAAGCUCGAGUCGCUCGGCAGCCAGUCCGGCAAGCCCAGCGCCACCCUUACCAUCGCCGACUCUGGCGAGCUCCCCCUCUCCGAGUAG
This is a messenger RNA of Acanthamoeba castellanii str. Neff, 609 nucleotides long. RefSeq names its product peptidylprolyl cis-trans isomerase, cyclophilin-type, putative. Gene Ontology annotation, molecular function: peptidyl-prolyl cis-trans isomerase activity. NCBI's taxonomy places the organism in Eukaryota, Discosea, Longamoebia, Acanthamoebidae. Gene Ontology annotation, cellular component: intracellular membrane-bounded organelle. The transcript has 7 exons. Gene Ontology annotation, biological process: protein folding; protein peptidyl-prolyl isomerization. The record is from RefSeq and is a predicted model, not a curated record. Bases 1 to 609 code for a protein of 202 amino acids.